Lolium rigidum is the source of this 2458-nucleotide messenger RNA. RefSeq lists its product as uncharacterized. NCBI's taxonomy places the organism in Eukaryota, Viridiplantae, Streptophyta, Magnoliopsida, Poales, Poaceae. Bases 140 to 1045 code for a protein of 301 amino acids. The record is from RefSeq and is a predicted model, not a curated record. The transcript has 2 exons.
CGUUGGGGCGGUGGAGGCGCGUUCCAGUCGGAGAAUAGCAGAGAGCGCGCGGCAGCGACGUUGUCACUUGGAGGAUUGAUACACGGGGUCAACUUGCACACCGGCUCCAGGAUGCGUACUCUGAAAUCUCCGGUUCCCCAUGGCAGCCGGCCUCUCCCUAGCCCCGGCGGUGCCCCUUCCCGCGCCGGCGUCCACCUGCCUUUCCUCUUCCUAUUUCUCUGUCGCCGUGGUCUCCCUUUCUGAUGACGCGGGCUCCUCUUCCUGGCCGAUGCGGUUGCCAGUCUACGAGGUCGUGAGCAGGCCCUGGUCGCGAGGAGCGUCUCCCCCUGGAGAUGCCAGUGGUGGUGCCUUCCCCGUCGUCCCGGCAGGCGUCUGUGCCGGUGGAGGCACUAACGUCGUCUCACCUUCAUCGUGGUGGCCCAGCCCCAGCAGCGGCGGCUUACUUCGCGGGAGGUUCUCGGCGGAUCUUCUCUUGCAGCCUCAUGCCGACGGCGAUGAUCAUAGCAUGCUCGCACUCAAGGGCGACGCGGACAAGGCCCGACGGCCUGAGGCCAUUUCGCACACCAGCGUGCUGGUGGCCGUCGUGAGUUCGACGAGAAACAACGGGCACAAGCGCUGGUGUCGAACUUCCUCCCCUGCUGCGGCACUGGGGGAGACGAAGUCCUCCGUCCACCGCGACCAAAUCGGCGAGCAGAUGAGUUUUCUUUGGCCGUCACAUGGCCGGUACGUCCCGACCACAUUCGCCAUGUUUCCUCCUUACUGUGCAGUUCUCAAAGGAUUGGGUGAAAGGAUUCACAUAUGCAGCUGCUGUGUUUCUCUAAUUGUUCUACUGAAACCAUAUCACUGCAUAUUUUUUGCAGCUUCUGUUUUUCCCCAAAUUGAUGUGCUGUUGGAUUAUUUGCCCGACGGAAGGAAACAAAUUAGAUUUCCUUCUUGUGUGAUUGCUGCAGAAGCCAUCUCAUUAUCCAAUCUAGCCAUUAUUUUCUGGGAUGGAUGCAGGCAAUCAUUUUUUAGUUACUCAAGUAAUUCUUGUGUGACACAGUAAUUACUGGCAAGUGGAGGCAUAAUAUAUCACUACUGUUCCAUUCUAAUGCAAGCUGAGAUACACCACUUGUGCAUUAGUUUCUCAUGAUCCACCCAUUUCUGCCUCUUUCGCUUAGUGAUAAGAAUUUUAAACUAGAAACCAUGUACUUUCAUACCAGAACUGCAGCUUCAAAGUGUAUCACAUACUACUACCACAGCAUGUUUGCCAUACUUGCACGCAUUGCCUCUUAUCUAAGCUUAUGAAGCUUCCUUUUCUUUUUACGGCGAGUGGGUUAGUUGAUUCAAGUUAAUUUUUCCUGCUCUAAAAAGGCCUUGGUGACAUAUAAAAAAGCAUUCGCAUGCAGAUUAGUUGAUUCAUGUGAUUUCUCUAUGUAUGACUCCUACAUAUGUCCUGUUAUGUUCUUGAUUGACCUCACCAUAUUUUUUUCAUCCAUUGAUUAGAAGUUUAUCCUUCAUCAGCAAAUAUUUCUUUUUCAUUUGGGACUUACAGGUUCUCUUUUAUAACAGGUUAUGAACACCCCACCAUCCAUAGUUCGAAGAAAGUUGAAUUUAGUGAAAUUGAUCAGGAAUGGCUGUAUCAUUUACUUUGUUUUCCUUAUCAGUUAUCAGAUCUUGAACUUAGUUGCAUGGAUAAGCAGGAGAUAUGUCAUGCAGUUGAAAGCCUCAGGUUCGAGCUCAUAUUACCAACUGAUCUUCUCUCUGUCUCAUUUUGAAAUGAUUAUUAUCAAGGUAAGAGUAGCUUCAGUAAGUUUCAGAUAGGUAAUUAAGCAAUUCUGGUUGGUAAGUGUUCUUCAUAUUUCUAAUGAUUGGCAAACUAGAUUCGUCGAUUUUGCUAUGUGGCUGCCUUUCUGACACGGUUUUUUUUCCUUUCUAUUUUGCGAAUUGUUGAUGACCUAAUUGGCAUCCUAUAAACAAAUAAUUUCAAAUGUACAUAUUAUUGUAUCUAGAUGGAGAACUUGAGUAAUCUUACUGUUCAAUGUAUUUUUUUUUCCUUUCUGGGGAGAUGGCUACCUUUUUUAUGCGUAACUCCUGAUUGAAUUGUGUUUGACGAUGCAAGCCUCUCACCACGUGUGUCCGGCGGCAGCAGCCAGUAUUUGUUCAAGCCUGACACCCGUUGGAGCCCUGGACUCAACAUGGAUCGAUCUGGGCAGUACUAUUUUUCAGAUCAGGUUCCUGAGCUUCUCCAAGACUUCCGAUUCCUACAUGCUAGAGUAGGAAAUAUGAUUUCUUUAUUUUGGACUUCUGCGGUGCAUAAUAAUGUUUUGUGGAGACUGUUGUUGUUACCUGUUGUACAAAAUUUGUUCAGCCGCAACAUACUUCUCUCUGAGGUGAUACUCUAAGGCCAGGGCGGAAUUCUAAGAGAAACAGUCAAUGCUGGCUUUAAGAAAACAAAAGAGAUGUUCUUCCGAAUUAA